CACCGGGAAAAGAACGUAGCUUCCAGGGGCUACGCUGAAGAUGGCGUCGCAGCGACGCGAUGAUGUCAUAAAGAUGGCGGACGCCGGAGAUACCUUUGCGGAUUCUGGAUGUGCUUAGCAAUCGCAAGCCACAAGACUUUCCCCCAGGGAUUCCUAGUCUUCAGGCGAGGAUAUCCUUUUUCAUCUGUUUUUCGAAAUCACUGCGGCCUAGCUAGUGCCCGUGACCACGGACGGAGGCAGUGUCGCGGGUUGAUUACGUUAUUACACCCGAAGGCUGCCGGCGUCGAGUCGGUUUCUAACGAGAAUUUUUAAAAAACGAUUGACCCUAAGAAAAGGGAGGAGCCGCGAACCCCUCCAACUACCUGAGGCAAGUAAGUUUUGUCCGGCAAAGUUCUCGGUCCAAGCGACCCGCGACCAACCCCCAACGGUCCCUCUCACGGCGCCGCGACCCUGCGAGUGCGCAAGCUCCUGUCAAACGCGGUGACGGAGGCCGAAGAGAAAAAAAGGCGGGAGCCACCAAUCCCAGGUGGAGCAAAAUGGCGCGGGAGAACGAGAUGCAGGAGUUCAUCCGUAGCUUCUUCCGAGGCCGCCCGGACCUCAGCACGCUCACGCACUCCAUCGUGCGGCGGAGGUUCUUGGCUCACGCGGGCCGCGACCACCUGGAACCCGACGAGAAGCAGGCGCUGAAGCGACUGGUGGAGAAGGAGCUGCUGAAGGUGCAGGUGGAUGAAGCAGGUGCCAGGGAAGAGAGGCUAGAUCUUGCCAAGAAGGCAAAGGGGCCUCCCACUCCCAGCAGUGGCCCCGUGAGGAAAAGGUUCCGUUUCAAUUCGGAGUCAGAGCCCAGCUCUGCAGCCUCCAGUCCAGACUGCUUUGGCCCCCAAGCAAAGAAUGGGAUGGCGGCGGUAGAAGUCAGUCCAGCUGAGGGGGAGAGUCCAAAGCAAGCCUCAGAGAAAGCAGUUGAGGAGAGCAGUGAUGAGGAAGAACAGCAGAGGGGCCUGACUGCAAAGACUGGAUUAGAGAAGCUGGCGGCCAAGGAGAGCAGUGAGGAAGAGGAAGAGUGCUCGGCCAGAACAAGUGAGGUCUCAAAGGAAGAGAGCAGUGAGGAAGAUGAGGAAGAGGAGGAGGAGUCUAAAGGCAGGAUUAGGAAGGAACCUGUGACAAGGAAUAAGCAGGCACCAGGCAAAACCUCAGCCAGUAAGAAGCAGGCUAGGGAGGAGAGUGAGGACAGUGAAGAGGAACCUAUCCAGAGGACAAGAAAGAAGGCAGUGGGAAAGAAAGGAGCUAAAAGCCACCAGGAAAGUGAAAAGGACAGUGAGGAGGACACCCUAGCCAAAAAGAAAGACAACAGAGAGGAAGAGGAGGAGAAUUGGAAAGCUGGAGCCCGGGGCAAUGGAGGGAAAAAGUCAGCUUGGGAGGAGAGGAGCUGUAAGCAGAAAAGCAGGGCAGCAAGACUGCUGGGAGAGUCAGGGGACAGAGAGGAAGAAAAGGAAAAAGCAGGCAGUGGGGAUAAGAGCGGGGGAGACGAAGAGCCCCUGGUGCAGAGGAAGAGAAAGGACAGGACCCCAUGGAAGGGUGAGAAAAGGCAGAGUGGAAGCAGCGAGGAUGGGGAAGACAGCUGGAGAAAGGUGAAACCAACUACUGAAGGCACUGGAAAGACAGCCAAAGUGGGCAGUAUCAGUGGUGAGGCGAGCGACUCAGAGAGGGAGGUGAGUGACCGUGAGGCAGGGGGUAGCCCUAAGACGGAGAAGGAGAACCACUCUUUCCAGAAGAGCUCCAGGAAAGGCAGGACGCGAAGCUCCUCCUCCUCGUCCACAGAUGGCAGUCCGGAACCUAAAGGCAGGAAGGCUGGCUCUGGUCGCCGCGGUGAGGACCACCCAGCUGUCAUGAGGCUAAAGCGUUACAUUCGGGCCUGUGGUGCCCAUCGCAACUACAAGAAGCUGCUGGGCCCCUGCCGCUCACACAAGGAGCGCCUCAGUGUCCUCCGGGCAGAGCUGGAAGCCCUGGGCAUGAAGGGUAACCCUUCCUUAGAGAAGUGCCGGGCCCUGAAGGAGCAGCGGGAGGAGGCGGCCGAGGUGGCCUCCUUGGACCUUACCAACAUCAUCAGUGGUUCAGGCCGGCCACGCAGACGCACAGCUUGGAACCCUUCAGGAGAAGCAGAUGCCCCAGGGGAGCUAUACCGCCGGACUUUGGGCUCAGAGGAUGAGCAGCCCCGUGCCCCACCCCCAGACUGGUCACAUAUGCGCGGCAUCAUCAGCAGUGAUGGAGAGAGUAACUGAGCUCCUCCCCUUUCCCAGGAGGCUUUCCACUUGGAGAAAGCAGAUCAGCACCCACAGCCCCCAUCCCAGUCGGUGCCUGCAGAGCUUCAGAAGCAGCUUUCUUCAGAGAAGACUUUGCACCCCCAGGGACACAAGUUGUUGGGAUCCUAUUUCUCAUGUUCUCAGUUUAAGGUGUUUACAGGGGUCUAUUGUUUAAGACUCAAUAAAGGACUUGUUUGAAUCA
Leptonychotes weddellii (Weddell seal) is the source of this 2499-nucleotide messenger RNA. RefSeq names its product HIRA interacting protein 3 (gene HIRIP3). Gene Ontology annotation, cellular component: nucleus. The record is from RefSeq and is a predicted model, not a curated record. NCBI's taxonomy places the organism in Eukaryota, Metazoa, Chordata, Mammalia, Carnivora, Phocidae.